CCUGGGAAUGCUUGCUGCCUGGGAGUGUGCAAGGGAGAGAACCGUGGAUUGUCUUCGGACUUGUCACCGUCCCCUAAGGUCAUGCAAGCCAUGAAUUCAUCCAUGGCCGCCACAUGGCUGCCCUGCAUCGAUGACCGACGUCUUGGCGGCCUGGGGCCUUCCUCUCCCCUCCCAGAGAGGGUGAUACCCUCUUAUGUGUCAUCCAGCUCGGAGUCACAGCCGCACGGGCCACCACCAUUACGAAUGGCAAUUCCUCUCCGUUUGCCUUUUCCUCUCACGUCUAUGCAAGGACGGUCGUCUGAGUCACACCACGUGAGGAUGACCACCUCUAAUCGUCCAUCUCUCCCCCCGAUCAGUUUUCUGCGAAAUGGUGCACCUGUUGAUAGCGGGACCUUUCUCAGGUCCAGACGUGUGGGAUCUGACGAUGACGAUGCGUCCUUUGUCCCCUCCUCUGUCGUAAUGUGCGGCUUGAUCUGUGCCACUCCAACAACAAUUGCUUCCAGGAGUUGGGCUCCGAUCCCGGCGGCGGCGACAAAGCAUGCCAUUUCGUUGGCAAGCCCGCCACGUCAUUACUGUUGUUGCUGUCGAUCUUCUUCUGCUGCCCGGGGCAGGAUUACGUCCGCCGCACCCCUUCACGGAGUAGGUUCCCAAGGCCCAUUGGGAUCGGGACUUGGGUUUUCUGGCCGGGCACGACCAGCAAGGCAACCCUUGCGUUUGGUUUGUUCGGCGGCAGAAGAAUCCACGACAAGCGAUGCCGCUCCCAGUCCGCAGGGUGUUCCGGAAGAGGCAGCUGCUGUCGCCUCUGUGGCAGCAACAGAAGGGGAGGAAGGGAGAGCGGCAGCGGGAGGGCGGAACUAUGCAAUCAGCGCCACCAUGGUGAGCACUCUGUCUGUCCCCGUGGAGACGCACUAUUGGGGCUGGAAAGGGUACUGGAUUCGGUACCAGAGUGCAGGGAGUCAAGGGCCUGCAGUUGUCCUCAUUCAUGGUUUUGGUGGUAAUUGUGACCACUUUAGGAAGAACCUUCCUGAAUUAGCAAAGCGCCACCGAGUGUUUGCCAUCGAUCUGUUGGGAUACGGAUACUCGGAUAAACCCGAUCCCAAGGGUCUGCCACCGAACACGAUAUACACCUUCGAGGAAUGGGGAGGACAAGUGGCAGAUUUCUGUCACGAGGUAGUCGGGAGUCCUGCUUUCCUGGUCUGCAACUCCGUAGGUUGCAUUACAGGCCUCCAAGUGGCCGUAUCUGCACCCGAUGUGGUCCGUGGGCUGGUCCUCCUCAACGUCUCUUUACGGCUUCUGCACAUCAAGAAGCAGAAAUGGUUUGCCAAACCCUUUAUCAAGGCUUUUCAGACCCUGUUAAGGACCACACCGCUUGGGCCAUGGUUUUUUGCGCAGGUGGCCAAACCAGGCGCGGUAAAGAACAUUCUUCGACAGGCUUAUCAUGACGACGAGACGGUGACGGACGAGCUGGUGGAUAAGAUUCUCUCGCCAGGAUUGCAGCCCGGAGCAGUGGACGUGUUUCUCGACUUUGUGUCGUACUCCGGAGGGCCAUUGCCUGAGGAUCUACUGCCACGUGUCAGUUGCCCAGUCCUUAUUGUGUGGGGCGAUAAGGACCCUUGGGAGCCAAUAGACCUUGGACGAACUUUGGGUGCGAUGGAUUCCGUCGAGGAGUUCAUUGCCUUAGAGAAUGUGGGUCACUGUCCGCAGGAUGAAGCCCCACAUCUGGUGAACCCUAUAGUUGAGCGCUUUGUAGCCAAGCAUGCUAAUUAGUUAAGCUAACUGGUUUUUCAAAGAUGGACGGAGAAAUUCAGUGGUGUGGGGGCAUUGAUCAAAAGAUAUAGAUGCGACUUUUUCAAAGAUGGAUGGCAAAUUCAGUGAUGUAUUUAUAAUGAGUCUAAUGACACAUGGCGCAAAUUGAUUUUUCGAUGUAUUUGUUUCUGUUUCUCUAUAUCUGUUUCUUUCCCUUGGUGCACCCAUCCAAUCCCCCAGAUCUUCCUGCUUGUCCCUCCCUUGUAGAUUUUUUUUUGGGUCAACUAUCGGCGAGGAUACCGGAUAAACUGUCCUUCGGGAC
Molecule: messenger RNA, 2068 nt
Organism: Chara braunii
Lineage: Eukaryota; Viridiplantae; Streptophyta; Charophyceae; Charales; Characeae
Source: the annotation of a GenBank genome assembly